Messenger RNA from Strigops habroptila (Kakapo), 5158 nucleotides. It is a transcript of the gene SLC25A29, whose product is annotated as solute carrier family 25 member 29. The record is from RefSeq and is a predicted model, not a curated record. The coding region runs from base 2822 to 3532 and encodes 236 amino acids. Gene Ontology annotation, biological process: mitochondrial L-ornithine transmembrane transport. NCBI's taxonomy places the organism in Eukaryota, Metazoa, Chordata, Aves, Psittaciformes, Psittacidae. The transcript has 4 exons. Gene Ontology annotation, cellular component: mitochondrion. Gene Ontology annotation, molecular function: high-affinity L-arginine transmembrane transporter activity.
CGGAGGGUGCCAGCAUGGCUCUGGAUUUCCUCGCGGGAUGCGUCGGCGGUGCUGCAGGAGUGCUGGUAGGACACCCGUUUGACACUGUUAAGAUGACAGAUAAGCCUCAUCACGGGAGAGUUACCUAGUAAGUAUAGCCCAGGUGAACACUUCUGUUUCUCUCAGUCUUAAUUUAUUCCACAAUGUAUUAGUUCAAAUAAAGAUCUAAAAGACUUAUGAAGCUUUUUCCCUUUUUAGUUUUAUACUGUGUCCCUCUUCUACAGCUAUGGCAUGGAGGGAGCGGGGUUUAAAAAUACUUUUUUUUUAAAUGUAAAGUCUUAUUCUGAACCUUCUUUCUGGUAUGCAUUUCUGGCUGCACAUGUUUCCACAUACAGUGGCUCUAAAACAAUCUCAGGCAUACUGUUAUUGAGGUCUUAAACACUGCGUAUCCUUGGAGGUCAUUUUCAUUGCUCAAACACUUCUAAAUCACUUAAUUCGAACAUUAUUAGAUGUUUGGACUGUUGUGGGGGUGUGGUGGAUUAUUUUGCUUAGUCUAGAGUGCCUCUAUGCAAGUCUUUAGUGAUGUGAAAUUACAGUGCAUUACUAUUGGACCUAAAACUUUAGUAACAGUGGUUUCAAAUAAGGAGGAAGCAAAAAUAGAAUAUUGGGCAAUGAAUAGAACAGAGGGUUAAACUUUGCACAUGAUUCAUCCUUCCAAUAGUUGUACACACUAAAGAGCUUGUUGAAUAUGGCAUUUUAAUGCUAAUGAAAUAGAGUUCAUAUGUGUUCAUUGCCUGACCUGGCAGUUUGCUGAUUAUGUGUACCCCUGUGUGAUCAGCACUGUGCUCAUAUGAAAGAGCUGGUUUUCAUUCUUAGACCUAGAGUGUCAGUACUUACUUUCUAAAUAUUUUAUCCUACAACAAGGCUUCAUUGGUCAAUAUUUCACAAAUUAUUUAGACAAAAAUAGUGGGAGCUGUAUGCCACUAGGAAAUUCAACCUAUAUACAGAGUAUGACUAAUUGUAAACUUCUAAAGACAAGUGUAUAGGAACUUUAAAGCAAGAAGGUUCCUAAGCUGCAAUUCUCCCAAUUCCGCCCAUACAUGCGGAAGUCCCUUGACUUCACAGAUGGGAUUUGAAACGAUAGCAGUAAACUAUAAAUGGAGUAAAACCUUUGUUUUGGGCCAUUCUGACAGCUUGUUAAGAUUUAUGACCUUGCUUGUAGAUCUGCUUGUUGAGCAGGUUUAACAAUCUGCCUACCCUCUGUCCUGGGUUCAGCCCCCAAUGUCGCUUUGAGUAACAAAAGAUUUGUUUUCUUUGAAUCCUACCAUAAGCCUACUUUUAACACUAAAAUGUUUUAAAGCCCUCUUCCAUCUUGGAAGACCUGAGAUGAUCUUGGCCUCUCAGCAUGGCUAGCAAACACUAAUGUGCAUACUAAAAAGACACUGAAAACUAAACUUUUGAUUUACAAAACACAGCGACAUGUUGUAAGAAUAUAAAAAAACCUAAAACUGUAAAUAUUUAAUUUUUUGCCUCAAAAAGAAAGCUACCCCGAAUACAGAAUUUUGACAAACCGUGUCCCCAAAUCCUUUUCUCGAUCCACAUAGAAUUGCAGGUCUGUCAUUGUUGUGGUGGUGUUUAUUAUUACUUUAGGCAAACAAUGACAAAAAGAUCAUAAAGUCAGGAAUUUUUUACACAAAUCUGAUAAUAUUUUCUUCUGGUCAGACUAAGAGUCUUGAAGUUUUUUUUUCCCUGGACUUGCAGCAGCAUUAAAUGGCUGAUAAGCAUCUUUUCUGAGGAACACUGCAGGUUUCCAUGCUAGAGAUCAAAGACAGAUUUCUAACUGCCAAUCAAUUUAUUGAGUUUACUGCAGUGUAGGGCUUUGCAUGAACUAGGUAGCUUUGAGACUUUAAGUAAGUGUGCUGAGGACAAAUUAGCAGGAAAAAACAGAAUUUGACUAUCCCAUUAAAAGUUAAAAAACAUCUAGAAAAGGGACUUUCCCCUCAUGUCACCAGUUACAGUAACAUCUAUCUGCCCAGCAGAUCAUACCAUUUCAGUUUUAGAAAAGUUGUUAAUUGAUUACUAACAGUAAAGGUUUGAAAUGGCCACACCCUCACAAAUGGUUUGUAUUCAGCAGGUUAAAAAAAUACAGACAAAGAUUUAAAAGGACAAGUUCAUUUUUACUCCUUUCCUUAUGCAAAGACACAUCUUAAAGAGUCACUUCCCAGCUACCCUCUGAAAAAUACCAGAUGUCAGUGAAGGGUCCUCAGGUCUGGCAGCAGAAACACUGUGGGGGUGGUGGUGAAAGUUUCUGUCCUUUUAAAAUUAUCCUUAUUUCACACUUAGAAUUUCAUUGAAAAAUAUUUACAUCAGGUUUGUACAAAUAUUCCUUAGUGCGAACAGAAGUAUUUUUGGCAGCUAAAGAAAGUACUUAUUUUAGUCAGUACUGGAAACUCCUAUCUGAAAUUCUAGAUAAGUGAACCCUCUUGUACUUCCACGUAGUGUUUUUCUAUUAUUCACAAGUAGUUCAUAAUCCUCCUAGUUUCAUGUUUUCACCCCCAAAAUUAAUUCAAAAUGUAUUUCUAAAUUAUUUUGCCACAUGUGGCAUUCCAGUGUCCAACCUGUGAUAUACACUGCUAUACCAAAUCUCCAUACACAUACAAGACACUAAUUUACCAAUUAGGCUGCUCUUGACAUACAAAUCGGUACCUUGUACAACUCUUUAUAGGUUCGUCUGCAAGUUCAAAAUGUAGAGAAACCUCUCUACCGUGGGACCUUCCAUUGCUUUCAGUCCAUCAUAAAGCAAGAAUCUGCUUUUGGACUCUAUAAAGGUAUUGGGUCACCAAUGAUGGGACUCACCUUCAUUAACGCACUUGUGUUUGGUGUACAAGGAAACACACUUCGUGCUCUUGGAAAAGACACUCCUCUAAACCAGUUCCUUGCAGGGUCAGCAGCAGGGGCUAUCCAGUGCAUCAUCUGCUGUCCCAUGGAGUUGGCAAAGACAAGAAUGCAGCUUCAAGGCACAGGUGAAUACAAACUAAAAACAAAGAACUACAAAAAUUCUCUGGAUUGUUUGAUCAAAAUCUAUCGAAAGGAAGGGCUUAGGGGUAUCAACAGGGGCAUGGUCUCUACAUUCAUAAGAGAGACUCCAAGCUUUGGCUUUUACUUCCUGACCUAUGACUGCAUGACCAGGUAUUUAGGCUGUGAAGCUGAAGACAGUUAUGUUAUUCCAAAACUGCUGUUUUCUGGAGGGAUGUCAGGAAUAGUAUCCUGGCUCUCAACCUAUCCCAUGGAUGUGAUUAAAUCCCGGCUUCAGGCUGAUGGAGUCGGAGGCGUUACACAAUACAAUGGCAUUUUAGACUGUGUCAGAAAGAGUUACCAUGAAGAAGGCUGGAGGGUGUUCACAAGAGGUCUUACUUCCACACUUCUCCGUGCUUUUCCUGUCAAUGCAGCUACCUUUGCUACUGUCACUGUGUUCCUAAUGUAUAUGAGAUCAGAAGAUGAUCUUCGUGAAUGUGAACCAGGUCCAGUAAUACAGCAGCCUUCCAGUUUGUGAACCUUAUCUCUUUGUUAUCCUGAUCCAAAGCCUGGCUGCUUGGGAUUUUUGAGUUUUAACACAACCCACACAAGUGAUGUAAGCAUAUGCUAUCUGUAUAAAGAACUCCUAAAUAUGUCAAGUUAGGAUUUCAUCUCAUUACUUGUAUAAAAUACAUACUGCCUUAUUAAGGACUUCAUAUCUAGUAGUAUGCAAGUAAGAUGGGAACCUGCCUUUAGAAAGUGCUGUACAGUCACUCUUGCAGCUCCAGAUUUGGAUCUGGAGAAUGUCGCAGUACCAGAAAUCAGGUUUUCUUCCACUCAUGUUCUGAAUGACUGAGUUGAAUGCAGAAAUGUUUUCAGAGAAUAAAUGCUUUUUUUGUAUGUAACAGGAGUAAGUACAGUCCUCUAAGGUGAAGUGUGGGGGGAAAUGAAAUGUUGGAGGCAUUUUGCAGGUAACCCUGAACUGUUUAAGACAUGAACUAGCAUUCAGCUAGCCAUGUGUUCUACUUUUCUUCUGCCUUUAUACGUCAGUAUUUUAGUAGCAACUUUGUUCAUACUGGUUUGCUAAGAAAAAGAAAAAAACCAAACAAAAAAGUUAUUUGUUCCUAAGCCACUCCCUCACCUUUCAGCUUUGAAUAAAUAUCUUAAGCACAAACUUAGCAUCUGUACUCAUAUGCACUUGUUCCUUUAAAUCUCAAGGCUUGUAAGGAUUUAGGGAAACUCAAAUCUAGUAACACUGAUGUUAUUUGCCUUCACCUCUAUUUCUCAUUUGGCAGCGCACAAACUCCAUUCAGCCGAAGUAGACUUUGUUCUCUGAAGUUAAUGCAACUUUGCCCCCCUUACCCCAAUAUGCCCCAUAGCAGCCAGUGAUGUACAGAAAUCAAAGUCCUACCUGUGGUAUUGCACAAACAUUUGUGGGUACAAUAUUAGCUUAGCAGCUUGAUGUACUGCAGAAAUAGGUACAUGUGUAGAACUGGAGGUUUCAUACCUUCCCAGAAAAUACAGGUGUAAGCACCUGAAAUGGUUGGUGUUCAAUACACUUGUAUUAAGAAUUUCAACAACACUGAUUUUUAUGUAUUUACUUACAGUGCUACUGGAUAGAAGCCUGAACAGGGUUUUGGAGAAUUUUCUUGUUACAUUAAUCCGCUGUGAUUUCUUUUUCUUUAGCAGUCUGUUCAAUAGGGACUGCAUUAGUUCAAAGAUCUAUAAACAGUUCUUUAAGAUUUAGAAUAAGAACUACACAUAUUUGGCACAAGUAGUCAAGAGGAAGGAGUGCGUGUGUGCGAGGAAUGUUCUGAAACAUAAUGAACUACUUCAGUAAGUAUUAACUUGUUACACUUUUGGUUGGGGCAAGUGCAAUAUGUGUUUAAUUUAUAUGAAUUUUCUAAAGAAACUUAUUUCACAGUAUUUUGCACUGUAACAAAAUAUGCUGGAGAAACCUGUAAAACUGGUAUGUCUUUUUAUACCUUGGAGGUAUGUUGGAUGUUUUAGUGCCUACUUGCACUGAAAUUCAAAUUGAAUGUUAAAUCUAUCUACUAAGCUGCAUAUGCACAACAACUCACAACAAAGACCAUUUACACCUUUGUACAGUCAUCUGUAAUUACUGUAUAUAAAAUUGAGGGAAUAAAUUUUUUAAAAAUUUUGA